UACACCCGUUUUAGAAUGGAAAGAGAGUUAAAGAACAAAGUCGUGGUGAUUACUGGAGGAGCUCAGGGCAUAGGUCAUGCCAUUGCAGUUAAGUUCCUGAGGGAAUCCGCCAAUGUCAUUAUUUUAGACUUAAACGAACCAAAAGGAAACGAAGUAGCGAAGACGCUUGCAGCUAAAUUUGGUGACGAUCGUGUAGCAUUCAUGAAAUGUGAUGUGACAAAGGAUCUAGAUGAAGUAUCUAGCAAGAUAUUCAAGGAUUACAAACAAGUCGAUGUCCUCAUCAAUAAUGCCGGAAUCGGUAACGAGUUGGACUUACGAGCCACUCUUGAAGUUAACACCAUAGCUCUUAUAGAAUGGACAGUGAAAUUCAGGGAACAUAUGAGAACAGACAAGGGAGGUAAAGGAGGUACCAUAAUCAACAUGGCAUCAAUUUAUGGCUACGUGUGUGAUGCUUUUGUACCGUUUUACAAAACAUCAAAACACGCAGUGCUGGGCUUCACGAAGACUAUAGGUCAUGAACGUAAUUACAAGAAGACUGGUGUGAGAGUUAUGGCGAUUUGCCCUGGGUACACAAAAUCUGAGUUAACAGAUAAUAUCAAGAACAAAAAUGUAAAGAUACCUGAAGAAGACAAGGAAGAUUAUGCAGAAUAUGUUAAAACUAUGCUGUGGCAAGAAGUAGAUGAUGUUGGUAAUGCAACUGAAGAAGUGUUCCGAGUAGCUGAUAGUGGAUCAUCAUGGGCUGUUAUUGGUGGACAGCCAAUUGAAAACGUUCCUUAUACAUAUCUAUAAAACAUAAAAUAGGUAUCUUAAACCAAUAAACAUAUUGACUAGUAAUUCAUGAACUCCACCGGAAUAUAUAGUUAAUUAAGAGUAAAUAGAUCGUACCUAUUUAAUUUACGUGGUCUUUUUUGUUUAGUAAAUAGUUUGUGAAAAAAAUAAAUAUCUAGGAAACCUAACCAACAUUCUUCUCAUUCUUUAGUAUUAAACUUCUUCGGUCAACCAAUUAUUCAAUCAAAUUAUUGUUCUCGUGUGUUACCUCUUAAAAGCUAUUGACGCUGUGCAGUACUGUGAACCCGUUAGUUUUUACCUAAGAUUUACUUUUGUAUCAUUGUAUAUUUUCUUAAUUAAAUCCUUUUUAUUCUUUAUUGCAGAGUAUUAUUACUAUUAUUAUCUCGAUUCUAUAAACUAUAAGAUAUUGUUAGCUUGGGAAAAUAAGGGAACUAUUGACGUAUAUUUUUUCGUUUAUUAAGCCUACCAGGAUUUAGCAAACCAAAUACGACUAUCGUACGUGUACUGCAAUGUGACUUCUUUGCGGAUCUUAUCAGUAUUGUUAUUCAUAAAUGUUGGUAAUGCGAUAAAAAAUGAUUGUUUGCGAAACUAACUUAUAAUACAAGGUACCUAAAGCAUAAUAACCAGUUCGCUUUAAUCAAAAUCUCUCGUAUUUCAAUAAAAAACAUGUUUUCUAGUUGCUUCCAGUU
Molecule: messenger RNA, 1478 nt
Organism: Manduca sexta (tobacco hornworm)
Lineage: Eukaryota; Metazoa; Arthropoda; Insecta; Lepidoptera; Sphingidae
Product: 15-hydroxyprostaglandin dehydrogenase [NAD(+)]
Exons: 1
Coding region: 16-789 (257 amino acids)
Cellular component (GO): cytoplasm
Molecular function (GO): oxidoreductase activity, acting on the CH-OH group of donors, NAD or NADP as acceptor
Source: RefSeq, a predicted model, not a curated record